AAUUUGGAGCUAGCUCUUCGUGAUGGUCUAAAAUUUUAUUUGUCAUUGAACAAUGUUAUUUUAAGUCCUGGGAAUGAGGAAGGAAUUAUUGCACCAAAAUAUUUUUUGAAAGUGUGUGAUUUGUCUGGCAAUAUUCUGCAAAAUUAAAAUGGCUCAAAAAAACUCCAUAGUGUACCAAAAAGGAAAACGCAAAGCAGAUAACAUAAAUGUUUUGAAUAGGAGACCACCUUCCUCACCAGCCCAAAAAAAUGAUAACAAGGAACUUGGGAUAUUUGUUAGAGGUUUUAGUCCAAAUACAGCAGACAGUGAUAUUACAAAAUAUUUUUCUAAGUUUGGAAAUGUGGUAAAGGCACACUUUGGACCAAACUUUGCCCUGUUGGACUUCACUGCAUCUUCAUCAGUGGAAAAAGUUAUGGCAAUAAGAAAACAUGUUUUAAAUGGUCGAAGACUGAUCAUAAAACACAAGAGGCCGAAUUAUAGAAAUGUUCUUGAAGAAAACGCCAAGGAAGAUAAAGAGACUUUCAAUGACAUAAUCAAGAACCUGAUGUACCCGAAUGGUUUUGUUGAUCAAAGUAAAUUUUUAGUGGAUAGGUUGCAAUCAAACUUGGAAUCCAACCUAAGAAGAUACAGCCAAAUAUGUCAGGACUUUUACAAUGUUUUGUGUUAUAGGUUCCCAAAUGUUGAGAUUCACCCUUUCGGUUCGACAGUAACUGGUUUAGGAUUUAAUAACAGUGAUAUUGAUGUAUAUAUUGCCAACGUAAGACGUCCACAUAAUAGUGAAAUUGAAUGUCUUGAUGAACUCAGGGCGGUUUUGUCUAAAACAAAAAUAUUUUUAAACAUUAUGCUAAUUAGUGCGAAAAUUCCAAUCCUGCGGUGUUUCCAUGCAAAUACGAAAAUAAAAUGCGAUAUUAACAUUAAUAAUUCGUUGGGGAUCUGCAACACUAAGCUGAUCCAUUAUUACAUUCAUUCUCAUCCAAAGGUGAAAACUAUGAUGAUAAUUAUUAAGUACUGGGCAAAACUACACAAGUUAACUGGUCAAAGUCAUUUAUUUACAAAUUAUGCACUGGCAUUAUUGUUUAUAUUCUUUUUGCAACAGAAGCCAUACAAUUUUCCGAACGUUUUUUCUUUGCAACAAAACGAAAGUACAAAUAUUAUCGCUCAUAAUUAUUGGAACGGCAAUUUUACGCCUGAUUAUAGUUAUAGUUUUGAGGAAAUUACUAGAUUACCGGAAAACGAAUUAUUGCAAGGUUUUUUCAAAUUUUACGGAGAUUUUUCCUACCAAUCAAAUGUUAUAAGUCCAUAUUUGGGUAUUAUCUUGGAUAGUAGUCAAUUCAAGUCCAUAAUUAAGUUGCCCAAAACAUUUACUCUUUAUAGACAGUAUCUUUCAUUAGAAUAUGGCCCGUCCCUAAGGAUCGACACACCUAUAUGCUUGCAAGAUCCAUUUGAGCACUGUAGCAACAACACGGUUAUGAUAACUGAAUCUACAUUAUCGAAAUUUGUAUUGUUUUGCAGAUUAGGUGAAAAAAAUUGUGCAGAAAGGGAAUGUGUAUUGCAUAAACUUCUCACUGAGGAGCCAUCAAAUUUCAAACCAAGUGAAAAUGAGUUUUCCAAUGACCAUUUACAGUUUGCUCUCACCAAGCCAACAAAUAUUGCAUACCUUCAAUCUCCUUCAACAACAAAUAAAACGGAAAAUACUCGGUGGUUUGAGACAGUUACAAAUUUUGUUGUCAUAGCAUUUAAGGAUUUUCUAAGUUUCGAAGUUGUGGAUGACAUGGAAGGACCAGUGUCGAGUAAAAUUGCAAAAAGUAAAGGACAAUCGGAUAUUCACGAUUCAAAAACAAAAUAUUUUACUUGUUGUGGAGCAACAAAUUACUGGAAAAAUCGUAAAAGUGAAGGUAAGCAACCCGAUAUCAAGAAUUGCUCUACUUUAUUUGAAAGGGAAGCAACCAUAACCAAGCGUCUUAAAAAUAUUUACAAAAAUAUUCAACAUCCUAGGGACACUAUUAAAUUUAAACUUAUCUUAGUGGAUAAAGAUGGCGAGGCUUUAGUGAUUUUAGAAAAAAUAUCUGCUUAUAAAAAAAAAUUCAAGUCUUUUUGUAUGUUUAUUAGGGCAAAAUUACCCGAGUGGUUUGACCUAUACCAAAAAGAUUUAAAUAAACUAACAAAUGAAAACUGACUAAAACGAAAGUAGUUAUCUAGUUUUAAACGUUGCUACUUGUGGGUGUUUAUUAUUACAAGUUGUACAGUAUGGCUCAACUGUUAAUUAAACAUAUUUUUGAUAAGCUAAAUAAUUAAAAAGUGUCUUUACCGUAUAAUUCUAAUAAUUUACGCUAAAGGAACACAAGGUUAAUGGCACAGUUUUGAAAUCAUAUCAAACAAUAAAUCUUUUUCAUUUAUGGAUGUCGCUGUAAAUAGAUGUUUUACAUUUUGAAUCCCUUUUAACAGUCAUGUAUUUGUAGGUGUAUAUAUGUAAGUGGUUGGACUCUUUGGAGUGUUAUUAAUUUUUGCACGUUGUUAAUUUUAUAUAUAUAUAUAUAUAUAUAUAUAUAU
Cylas formicarius (sweet potato weevil) is the source of this 2550-nucleotide messenger RNA. Its product is annotated as tRNA 2'-phosphotransferase 1-like. NCBI's taxonomy places the organism in Eukaryota, Metazoa, Arthropoda, Insecta, Coleoptera, Brentidae. Bases 149 to 2176 code for a protein of 675 amino acids. Gene Ontology annotation, molecular function: RNA uridylyltransferase activity; RNA binding; tRNA 2'-phosphotransferase activity. Gene Ontology annotation, biological process: tRNA splicing, via endonucleolytic cleavage and ligation. The record is from RefSeq and is a predicted model, not a curated record. The transcript has 4 exons.